Messenger RNA from Triticum dicoccoides, 1528 nucleotides. RefSeq lists its product as uncharacterized. The transcript is spliced from 8 exons. Gene Ontology annotation, biological process: developmental process involved in reproduction. Lineage: Eukaryota; Viridiplantae; Streptophyta; Magnoliopsida; Poales; Poaceae. The coding region runs from base 113 to 979 and encodes 288 amino acids. The record is from RefSeq and is a predicted model, not a curated record.
AACAGGGCAUCAACAUUGUCAAUUGGAGAGGCUUGGAGCUGCUUCGAUGCCCACAGUAGAGCAAACAAGAAGGCAUCAAUUCUAGAAGCUUGCAGAACCGUCGCCCGUGCAGAUGGAGAACCGAAAGAAUGCCGGCCUCAGGAAGAGGAAGCUUCCGAACAAUGGGACGGUGCAGGAGGAGCCUGAUAUCAAGAAGAUGUGCCAAGCCCUGAAGGAGAUGGAAUGUGAGCUCCAGAACCUCCGGGACGACAACAACCAGCUCCGCGACGAGCUCCUUGGCAAAGACCGUCAGCUUGCGGAGACACGGACAGUUCUAGUUGACAGGGAGCACAAGCUUUCGAACACCCAGGCACUUCUAGUUGACAGGGAGCAGCAGCUUGCGGCCCAGACACUUGUUGUUGACACAAAGGAGUUUGAAACUGAAAUUUUAAGGCUUAAGCGUCUCUUGGCUGAGAAGAAUGACACAAAUAAUCAUGCAGCUCUAGUGUCUGCUGAGACAACAACUGAAUUCAUGCAGAAGCAAACUCCAGUUUCACCUGCAAGGACACCAGUGUCAAACAGAACGAACACAGUCCAGUCCAGUGUGAAAGCCAUUGCCCACCAUGGUAGCUUUCAGGAUGAAGCUAGAGAGGAUUGCUGUAGAAGAGGUGUUUGCAGCUCAGGGAGUGGGACAGAUGAAAGUUCUCGUUCUUGUGUGUACCAUAUGCUGGUUGAAUCUUUAGUUGGCAUGAAGUUUUCACUGAAGGAUGAAGCAGAAGGACUCUCACUUUCAAUCUAUCAUGAAGCUACUGGUUAUGAUUUCAGCCUUACAUGGUUGGAGCAGCCUGAUGGCGGUGAAUGGGCCUACAAAUACUCCUCACUGGGCACCCUGGAGGAGAUGGCUUUGAAGUGGAUGAAAGUGCAGGACAUACGGUUCAGCAUGGACAUGUUCCCCAUGUUCUUCGAGCGGAUAUCGAGCCUCCUCAGGCGAGGCCGAUGAAUGAUCGCCGUGACUUGAUACUUUAGAGCUCUAGAUAGAUGUGACUUGACUGAAACUGAUCGACUGUUGGCGGAACGAACUGUCCUUUGGUAUCUUGGGAGGGCCGAAGAUGGGUUGGGCCUGUUCCUUUGGCUACUGAAUCUUGGGACCUGUACUGCAUAGUUAACGAGCGAGGCAAGACUGUGGCUGAUAUCUGGGAUGGCCAACGGGUUAGGCGCGCCGUUAGGAGGAACCGUAACGAGUUGAUGCAACGGUGGCAUGAGUUUGAAAGUAUUGCUCGGAUCAUCGUGUUUACUGGUGAUGAAGACCGGAUUGUUUGUCAAUAUGUGGCUAGUGAUUGUUUUCUCUUCUAGUAGUUCUCUUUAUAAGAUUAUUAUCAGUUUUGGGGGGUCACCCCAUUUCAUUUGCCUGCUGUUUGGAAGAUUAAUUAAGGCCCCUCCUGAGAUCCAUUUAUUCGUAUGUUUUUUGGCUCUUGCGCGGAAUAAAAUCAUGACCAGGAAUGACCUUGGCAAGAGAAACAUGAAAAGAAAAAGAAAAAGCCUUUGUAGA